AUGUGUAGUUUAACCACUCAAGACAGUAGCGAAUCCAUUCUUCAUGACGAUGGGCCAUUCUUACCUCCACUAGACCUCUUUGCCAGUCGUAUAUUAUCAUUUCUACAGCCAAACGAGGUCUUGAGGCUAAGGAGUGUAUCGCCCGCCUUCAAUCGUGAAUGUACAUCAAGUACGUUGUGGAAGUACUUUAAUGUCGUUCACGGCACUUUGAACAAGAGUCCAGAAUUGGUUGAACGUAUGCUGCAAGAUGGAAGAUCAUGGAUGGACGUUUGGAGAGUCGUGAUUCAACUAGAUCAAGUGUGGAAGCGUGGAGAAUUCGAAAGGGUUGAGUGCUUGAAUGGCGAUGAUUUCAUUACAAGGAUGAUGGCUGGCAGUGACUUUGCUGUCGUAAACUCGCACAACGCCAAGCAAUUGUCUCUAUUACAACUGCCACCUACACAAGAUCUUAUACAAUUUGCUGAGAAUGAUGGUGUCGUGCUAUCAAUGGCAAUGCUCGGAACUAGACUCGUCGUUGGUACACAUCCUGGAACCCUUUACCUCCACAAUCUAUUCAACGGACAAAUCCUCUGCCAAUAUCCACAAGCUCAUAAAAGUGGCAUAUCAUCCUUAACCGUGAACGCUAAAAUGAUAUUGAGUUGCGGGUUUGAUGGUAUGAUUCACGUCUGGAAACUCGCUCACAAACGAAGUGUUGAAUCCAGCAGACAAGAUAUCGAGAAGCAACCAAUAAGUGGACGCAAAAAAUGGCUGAAACACGUCAUUGAAAGACUAGGAAACCCAUCAUCAUCACAAGUCUCUCCUGUAUCGCCAUUGUCAGGAUCGCCAUCGAACUCGGAACAAGUGCCAGCGAAACGUCGUAGAUUUAGGAGGUUUCGAUGGUCUUAUAAUAUGAAAUUUCAAAAUCCUAAAAAUGAUGACUCCAUGCAAGAAGCUUAUGCGUUGGAAUUAGUGAAAAGCAUGCCUUUUGCCGAUGAAGACCUAUAUUCUAUAACUUCAUUAGCUUCUGGGCUCGUGUGUACUGGAGGAACUAGUGGAAUCGUCAAAAUUUGGAAAAUCUCGUCAGGAACGUGCAUUCGACAGUGUAGGGGUCAUUCCGACGCCAUUACAAGUCUAGCCCUCUCAUCAUCCACAUCUGUACUGUCUGGAUCCAUGGACUCGACUAUUAGAGAGUGGGACAUCAACUCGACGGACUGCUUGCGAACCUUCCAAGGUCAUCAACAGUGGAUAAAAACAAUAUCCACUGUAGGUUCAUGGCUGGUCAGUGGUGGUUAUGACGAAGUGUUGAGAAUCUGGUCUUUAAACACGUUGUCGAACGCAACGACAGUAGUUCCAAGUCACUCCGUGAAAUUGAAUGGUGGACCUAUCGUCACAAUUCAAGCUCAAUUUGAACAUAUUGUUGUUGUUACGACCAAGGAUAGAAGGUCUCAAGUCACUCUUCUGGAUUUCGCUGGCCCCUUGCUCACCAAGGAAGCUUUUACGAUCAGCAAACAGCCAGCGGCGGGUGAUGUCUCUUCAGACGAUGACCUGUGGCUUGACGCUGAUGAAGAGUUUGAUAACUCACAAGAACUAUUGUGUUGA
Messenger RNA from Synchytrium microbalum, 1575 nucleotides. RefSeq lists its product as uncharacterized. The transcript is spliced from 5 exons. Bases 1 to 1575 code for a protein of 524 amino acids. NCBI's taxonomy places the organism in Eukaryota, Fungi, Chytridiomycota, Chytridiomycetes, Synchytriales, Synchytriaceae. Gene Ontology annotation, cellular component: transcription factor TFIID complex. Gene Ontology annotation, molecular function: protein binding; RNA polymerase II general transcription initiation factor activity. Gene Ontology annotation, biological process: transcription initiation at RNA polymerase II promoter. The record is from RefSeq and is a predicted model, not a curated record.